This is a messenger RNA of Acanthochromis polyacanthus (spiny chromis), 3222 nucleotides long. Its product is annotated as protease-associated domain-containing protein 1. Bases 173 to 748 code for a protein of 191 amino acids. The record is from RefSeq and is a predicted model, not a curated record. The transcript has 5 exons. NCBI's taxonomy places the organism in Eukaryota, Metazoa, Chordata, Actinopteri, Pomacentridae.
CUACGCAUGUGCAGAAAAAGAAGCGCGGAAGUGAUUGCUAACCUGCUGCUCUGUUGUUCAUCAUUAACGGACAGCAGCGUGGCUACAAAUAGACGCCACUCCGCCCUGAAGGAUAAAACCACGCCGAGGAUUCAUCUAUGUCACGUCGUGGAGCUCUACAAAUGUCCUAAACAUGGCAAACGUUGCUCGAAAUACCGCUGUAAUUUCAUACCUGUGGACUGUUUUCAUGCUGCUCAGUCGCAUGACAGGUCUUGGGGUCAAUGAGCUGCUGUAUUUCAGGAUCAUCAGUCCAGAGGAGAUCGGGUACAUUUUCAGUGCUGCACCUGCUAAAGACUUUGGAGGAGAUUUUACAUCAUCUUACGAUGAGAUUUUUCUUGUACCAGCAGACCCUGCGGACGGCUGCUCAGAAAUGACAGACAAAGAAAUCCUUUAUGGACAAGUAGUCCUGGUGGAAAGAGGAGGUUGUUCCUUCGUACAAAAGGCCCGACACGUGGAGGAAGCCGGGGGAAAAGCUGUACUGAUUGCUGAUAAUGUAGAGGACAAUGACAGUCAGUACCUUGAUAUGGUCUCUGAUGGAAGCAAUGCCAAGCCGAGCAUACCUGCUCUGUUCCUGCUGGGACGCGAUGGGCUGAUGAUCAGACGAUCUCUGCAGAGACAAGCGCUGCCCUGGGCCGUCAUUUCAAUUCCCGUCAACGUUUCUGCUUUGGCCUCGUUCCCGCUCAAGCAGCCCCCAUGGACACUUUGGUAGAAAUCGCUCAUCCACGACUUCAUCCACGUCCUCACACAGCAAACAAUCUUUCAUCAUCUUGUCAACUCAAAGCCACACAAGCAAAUUCAAACAAAUUCACAUGCUCCAGUGGGGAAUCAGUGAAAUGAUCAUAUGUACACAUGAUUAAACAGCCGAGGGUGUGUGGUGCAAACCUUUUUAACUAGGUGGAGGUAGACUGGGAAAUUGAUUUUCAAGACUCAGUUGAAGGUAGAAAAAAUUAGACACUGCUUUUCUGUGAGUGUAUCUUCCAGGAGAAAAGUCUCCAAGAGCUUGUUUUUUAGAUCAUCUGUGUAUUAUUCCUUGAAACUAUGAAGAAGUUGUUGUUCAUUAAUUUAACACAUACAGAUGAAAAACUUUUCUGUUUGAAACUGUCAGAGAAACUCAUUGUAACAAACAGGUCGUGACACUCCUGAUUAUUCUGCAUGGACUUCAACACAUUUGCACUCUAAUGAGAAAUGGACAUUCAUUUUCUCGUGGUAAAAAGAAUAGAAGAUGAAACUGGUUUUUGCACUAACUGCUGUCAUUUAUUGCCUUUCUGAGUUGGACGUUUGUGUGCUACUUUUAAUAUGUGAAAUCUGUCUGCUGAUACUUACAAUCUGUUUGUGUAGAUAAACAAGACUGGGGAAAUAAUUACAGUAACAUGAAAGAAGUGUACACAGUUGCUAAAAAGUGUACAGAUACAACUUAAAUCCUUGUUUCUUGCUAAAAAUGCAUGGAGGGCUGCUGUGGUGAAGCUCCAUGCAGGGCUGGGCACUAGAGGUAAUCCUGUAUUAUAUGCACUGUGCAACAAAAGACUCUCACUGCUACAUUAUUGUUCCCAAGAACCACCAGUUUUACACAUUCUCUCUGAAGGCAGUUGCUUAUUUAAGGCUGAAAAGAUUGCAUCUGGUAGCCAGAAGCUACGGUUGAGCAUUAAUAAUAAUAAUAGCUAUUGCAGUAGUAGUUUUGGUCCGGUGUGCCAAUAAGAAAUGUGUGUGUUUUCAGCAAUAAUGACAGCACUGUAGGUCAGUGUAAAUAGCAGUGCAAGUGUAAAUGUAUUCACUGCCUGGCUGCAUUACAUUCAAUGAACUACAAAGAAGUUGGAAUAUGUUUUUGUAAUUUAAUCUGUGGGCUCAAAAGUCAAACAUUCCAAACAAAGAGGUGGCGAUCGAGUAUUUGAUUUGUUUUUAAGUUAGACUAAAAUUAAAAUGCAUCUCUUCAGUCAUGAUUUUGACCAGAGCUUCAGUAUCCCACAUAGUUUGUUGUCAGCUAAAUGUUAGGCAACAAGUGUGAAAUUUACCAAAUGUCUAUUUUGGUGUGAGAAAGGCUGCCUGCAGUCAUUGAAGUCUGUUCUCUGCUUAUAUAACCGUUUACAGCAACUCUCCUUUUAUCCCAAAUAAUAACAAACGUGUUUGUCAAACACAGUUUCCUGUUGUUGUAUGUUUUAGGAAAGUUUGGUUCAGUUAAUUAUUUUUAUUAAUGUAGUGCUGUGGAGGUUUAUAUUCUAAACUGGUUUCAGAGGGUGUUGAAUAAAGAUGUGGCAAAAUCUAUUCUAAAACUGAAGUUUAUUGUGAAUUAAGGAAGUGAGUUUAUUGUGAAAUAAGCUCCCGAUAUUGCUGACUUUUUUACAAUGUGAUCAGUAGAGAUAUAGUGAUGUUGCACUUUUGGUGCUUGUUUUGGAAAUUACUUUUAGUUUUCACUUUGUGAAAAAAGCAGGGAUGUUGUUAGGAAACGUAUAAAGCAGCUUAGUGGUGAUUCAUUGCAAAUUGUUCUUUAUUGCAUGUAUUCAAACUUGAAAUAAGUAAAUCAGUGAGUUCAGUUUUUGGUUUACAUAUUAAAAUUGUGUCACUUUUCUUGGCCAGGUUAUGAAGUUACACGUGUCCAUUGACAUAAUUAUUUCUAAAAUUAGUUCACCUUUUUUAAAUUUAUACAGCCACAGCAAAUAAGUUACAUAUUAAUAUUGAAGUGUUAGUUUCACUGAAGUAUUUAUUUUAAAACAGCUUCUGGAUCUUGUACAGCAGUAGAUGUUGCUCCACAUUGUUUUCAGUUUCCUGAGUGAAGAACUCACCAACAGAUUGUUCUUACAGUAAACAUUCAUCCCUGUGAAAGCUGAACUCCACAUUCAUGGUCAACACAAGCUCUUUCCUACUGUCGGUCUGGGAUUGGUCGCUCUUGUAGGAGCUGGUACUUGGCCAAGAUGAGCAGUUUAAGUCUCAUGAUCACUAGCGACAAAUAUCAUCUCUACAACUGUUCUGCUCUGUAGAUAACAGUGCUCACACCUGCCAAAGAAAUUCUCCUGAAUUGUUGUUUAUGAUGUUUUUGAAGACUGUAAAAUGGGACGGGAGGAUACAGUAAUAGAGGGAGACGGAGGAGUGAAAAUUACCUCCAGUAGAGUUUGUCUCUUGUAAUGUUUUAUUGUUUAAUUUAUUUAGAUACAUUUUUCUGACUUAAUCCAAUUAAAUAAGUAAACAAUG